AAUCAUUUAAGAAUGUGUAAAAGUAAUUGAUAUGUUGACUUGAACAAAGUACAUGAUAAACUACAGAAAUUAUAAUAAAUCUGUCGUGUUUCAUGACAUUUUGUAUGCAUCAAUAAUAAUGAAUGUUUGUAAUUAUCCCGUAAAGAUUAAAUCCCGUUGCACUGAAUGUUAUCCGGAAAGUAUUAUAUCAUUUUAUAAUUCCAGUCUAGAAGUUUUCAUCUUCCAGUUUUAGUUUGAGUCAUAAAGGCAUGGAGUGUCGAUUUCAUAGCGAAUUCCCGUUCCGAAAAUCCCCUUUUCCCAGUUCUACUGCAUCGUGAAAUCCCGCUGGAAAAGUCCCAACGCGACUCACGGGCCGCUGAUAAAUCUACAAUUCAUUAUUGCUACGUAAACUUUCCAUCGUAACGGGGUAUGAUUUCAUGCAGGAUCAUUCUUACGUAAAUUCCGACUGUUUCAGUGACACUGUAACGCGUCUCUGUGACGUUCCCUCCACCUCUACCACCUCUAUUCGAUCGUUACACUCGUACCACGUGUAAACUGUUGCUCAGUUAUGCCCCACUGAUUCCAUAGGCAACAAUAAGCAUCAUUUUAUCGUGAGCAAGUGAACACACCUAUCACGAUUUUAUCGCUAAUAGCCAAUGCGAUUGCAUUAGAUUACAGUUUUGAAAAAAGGUACCUACGAACGGGGAAAAAUGAGAAACCGAAAGAAGAAAGGAAAAGAUCGGAUCAAUACCGAUCACGUGCUCGCCCGGGGAGGAAUGACUUCGUCCAAUCGAUUUGUUAAUCAUUGAUGCAGGUAUAUCGAUACGUGUGUCCGACUUACGAAGAAAGAAGUAAUGGACACAAAUUUCAAAACACGCUUUUUGUACAGCGAAAGGAUUGAAGGAAAUUCUUCCUAGAUUUAAUUUUAUAGAAAAUAUAACAAAUGCAUCAAGGAUAGCAAUGAUUUGUGCACCAAUCUAAUAUUGUUUAUGGAACUGCUAAACUAAAGAAAAGUUUUCUUUGAACAAAUGCUCUAUCUUUGUAAUAGUUAAUUGCAACCUAUUGCAUCCCGUUGGCGCCAGUAUAGUACCAAAUUUAGCUUGUUAUAUAUAUUCUGCCAACGAAUCACAAAAGGUUUCUUAUCUCACUUAAAUGACUAUUUAACAUGAUGAGCAACAUGAUUUAUUAUAUUAUUUAAGUUUUAUGCUAGUGACGUGCUUUCUCGAACUACCGCAAGAGUAACACUUAAAAUAUUCACAACCUUUAACUAUCUUUAACUCGCGUGACUCACACCCAUCUUACCAAAUCGAAAUCGAACAAUGAACUGUGACUUAUGCUAUCGUUAAAUCAGGAUAUUUACAAUCGAAACAAAGCUGAAACUGCCAGAAAAUGAUGGAGGUAAGAUAAUUCUACGUUGGCUAGAAUCCAGUGUUUAAUGACUGCUGCGGACAAAGUGGAACCGAGGAACAGCGCGUUUCAAAGUCAGCAGACCGAUAUUGCCGGUAGUCUGGCCAGUAGAGUAGGUACUGACAAUGAAUGCUCGAUUCGUUGAUUUUCGAGGACACUACUCUCGACAGAACGAGCGAAACGACAGUCAUGAGAGAAUGCCGACCUCGGCUCGAGGUUCGCAUUGCCGUGUGUUUCGCAGCACAGUCCCCACCGCUUCAGGAACACGAGUCUAUGCAACCGUUUAAAUAUACAGUAGCUGUAAAAAGUAUUGGCGCGCCGCUGCGUUUUUUCAGUAUUUAAAUACAUGAUUAACUAGAUUCAAGGGUGUUGAGUUUCCUGUAAAUUAAUAUGUAUCGUGUUUAGUGUGGAAUUAACAUUAGAGAGCGUCUCGUCGAAAGCCAUAAUCACGUGCCAAUGCUUUUUGUGGCCACAGUGUAUUACGUCAAGUUUCCCGAAAUGUCGAGAAAACAAGCGGAAUCGUCGUCCAAGGAAAGGCAGGAAGGUAAGACGGAUCCGGGUGCUAGCAGACACGGGAACUUCAUAAAUUAUUACCAAUUCCAUCCUGCGGAAGAACGCGUGCGGCAACUUCCGUGUGGCGUGUGGCGGUCGUCCCAUCCGGACCGGAAAUACGUAGUCCUAGACAUCGGCUGCAACGCCGGGGACUUGACAUUCGCGUUGCACGAUUUCCUCGAGAGCGCCUUAUCGGUCGAUCAACCGAAGGAGAUCUGCUUGCUCGGCGUGGACCUCGAUCCGAUCUUAAUCGAGCGGGCACGGGAACGCAAUCGGCGGCCGGAUCGUAUUAUUUUCGAGUGUCUGGAUUUUCUGGACGAAGACCGUAACCGGACACUAGCCAAAUACCUUCGUCGAUUCGAGAAGUCACGCUUCGACGUCGUGUUUUGUUUUUCUGUUGUAAUGUGGAUUCAUUUGAAUCACGGGGACGAAGGAUUGGUUAAAUUUUUACAAAAGGUUUGCUCCAUAACGGAUAUGGUCGUGGUCGAGCCACAGCUUUGGAAGUGUUACAGAAACGCCUCCAGAAGACUGAGACGAUUGAAAGGCGAGGAGUUUCCUUUGUUAAAGACGUUGAAGUUUACCGGCGAUCUGACAAUGCACAUCGAACGGAUAUUGACAGAAUCUUGUAAUUUUCGAAAAGUCACUGUUACCGGGGAAAAUGAGUGGAAACGGAGGCUAUUAAUUUAUGAGAGGACGUGAGCAAUCGCUCUCGAGAUUGAUGAGUUUCCGUAUAACGUCAAAUGAAGGAACUACUAUUUUCCUUUUGUACAGUCACUGAUAUUGGCAAAAAUAAUAUUAUAUGUGUAUGUAUUGCCUUUUAUAUCGUAAGGUGCAUUUGUAGAAGUUUAUUGUACUACAAAUAAACAGAAAAGUUCGAUGACCGACAGUA
Ceratina calcarata is the source of this 2827-nucleotide messenger RNA. Its product is annotated as putative RNA methyltransferase CG11342. Gene Ontology annotation, biological process: negative regulation of pre-miRNA processing. The record is from RefSeq and is a predicted model, not a curated record. Lineage: Eukaryota; Metazoa; Arthropoda; Insecta; Hymenoptera; Apidae. Gene Ontology annotation, cellular component: cytoplasm. The coding region runs from base 1843 to 2637 and encodes 264 amino acids. Gene Ontology annotation, molecular function: RNA methyltransferase activity; O-methyltransferase activity. The transcript has 4 exons.